ACACACGCAGCGGGCUCUUCACUCACCUGCUGCCGACUCACCAGUCACCUGCCGCCGCUGCCGCAGCUCCACGUCCCACCCGGGUCCACACAGCCAGGAGCAGAGACCCCAGCCCGGGACACCCUCCUCCUCCUCUUCCUCCCUCCCUCCUCUUCGACCCCCGGAGGCGUCCCGGCGGAGAGCCGAGUGAGACAUGACGGAGCUGAGGAAGCGAGGCGGCGGCGGAGCGGACACCGACAGCACCGACAACAUCAGCGACAAGGAGGGCGACUGUGAUGACCGGCUGGGUCUGCACGGUGACGCAGACGGAGAAUGUGACGCUGACUCCAAAGCAGACGCUCCAGAUGUUCCUCUCUCCACAGCAGACACAGACAACACUCCACAAUGCCUGAACAAAGCUCUGGAGGGCCUGCCGCCCAGAUGGAAGAACUACUGGAUACGAGGGGUUCUGUCGCUAGCCAUGAUUUCCGGCUUCUUCCUCAUCAUCUACAUGGGACCUAUCGCUCUUUUAUUAAUUGUCAUGACCGUCCAGAUCAAGUGUUUUCAAGAAAUCAUCGACAUCGGAUACAGAGUUUACCGUUCCUACGAGCUGCCUUGGUUCAGGACUCUGAGCUGGUACUUCCUGAUCUGCGUCAACUACUUCUUCUACGGUGAGACGGUGGCGGACUACUUCGGGGCUCUGGUGCAGAGGGAGGAGCCUCUGCAGUUCCUGGCUCGCUAUCACCGCUUCAUCUCCUUUGCUCUGUACCUCGCAGGUUUCUGCAUGUUUGUGCUGAGUUUAGUGAAGAAACAUUACCGCCUGCAGUUUUAUAUGUUUGCUUGGACCCAUGUGACCCUGUUGAUUGUGGUAACUCAGUCCCACCUUGUCAUUCAGAACCUGUUUGAAGGAAUGAUCUGGUUCAUCGUUCCGAUCUCCAUCGUGAUCUGUAACGACAUCGGGGCCUAUCUGUUUGGAUUCUUCUUCGGGAGGACGCCUCUCAUCAAGCUCUCGCCCAAGAAGACCUGGGAGGGCUUCAUCGGCGGUUACUUCUCCACUGUGGUGUUCGGCUUCAUCCUGGCGUACCUCCUGGCUCGGUUCCAGUACUUCGUGUGUCCUGUGGGAUUCAACAGUGAGACCAACGGCUUCACAGUGGAGUGCGAGCCCUCGGAUAUCUUCGUGAUGCAGGAGUACACACUUCCUGCCGUCAUACAAAACCUUGGGACAUGGAAAACAGUGAACCUCUAUCCGUUCCAGAUCCACAGCAUCUUCCUCUCGUCCUUCGCGUCGCUCAUCGGGCCGUUCGGCGGAUUCUUCGCCAGCGGCUUCAAGCGAGCAUUCAAAAUCAAAGACUUUGCCAGCACCAUCCCCGGACACGGCGGCAUCAUGGAUCGCUUCGACUGCCAGUACCUGAUGGCCACCUUCACCCACGUCUACAUCGCCAGCUUCAUCAGGGGUCCGAACCCGAGCAAGGUGCUGCAGCAGCUGCUGAUGCUUCAGCCCGAGCAGCAGCUCAGCAUCUUCCACACACUGCACUCCCAGCUGAGAGAGAGGGGCAUGCUCCCCCCCGCCGUGGCCCAGGCCGAGUGAACGACUCCACGGGGGGAUGACGGGGGGAGUGUGUGUGUGUGUGAUGGUGUGGAUAGUUUGUGUAGGCAUGUACACACACACACACAGACAGACACACACACACUCGCACGUAUCCCAGGCCCCUCCUCCUUGCUCCCGUGGUCAUCCCGCCGCCUCGUCACUCGACUACAAACCAGCGCCACAUCCCACCUGAA
Molecule: messenger RNA, 1761 nt
Organism: Limanda limanda (common dab)
Lineage: Eukaryota; Metazoa; Chordata; Actinopteri; Pleuronectiformes; Pleuronectidae
Gene: cds1
Product: CDP-diacylglycerol synthase (phosphatidate cytidylyltransferase) 1
Exons: 13
Coding region: 194-1567 (457 amino acids)
Cellular component (GO): endoplasmic reticulum membrane
Molecular function (GO): phosphatidate cytidylyltransferase activity
Source: RefSeq, a predicted model, not a curated record